AUGUCCAAACCUAUUAGUAUAAUACUUUCCACAAUGUCAGGUUUUAAAGCUUACAAAGCACAAAAUGUAGCCUAUAAGUUUUUGCACGUUUCUGCGCAUGACACACAACAACUGAACCUCACGUCCAUGGCAACAAGAAACAAUUGCGUUUGUUUAAGUUUUUACUUCUCAGACUGUUUAGUUUAAAGCACGUAAAAAGUGCAAUGCCUCCCAAAAGAAUGGAAAGGGGCGCGGAGAUGCGCUAUCAAAUAAAAAGGAAGGUAUUGAGCCUGAGCAGAAAAAACGCGAAGAAUUAACGGAGAGUGACAAAAACUUUUAUCGGGCUCAAAUACGUGAUUUGGAGGAGCGAUUGGAAAGAUACCAGCUUAAAUGUGAUGAAUUGGAGGUUAAAGAAAAGGACUUAUCCUCUAAGAUUAAUAAUGUGGAGAAAGGGAAAAAAGACAUAGUUCUCUACAUGAAACGCACACUGGCUCAAAAGGAGGAUGAAGUGAAUGAUCUGACUGAGACUUUAUCAAGACACCAGCAAGCCCAAGAGGCCGAGAGAGAAUCCUUUGAGUUACAAUUGAGCAUGCUUAGACAUGAACUUCAGGAAACUAAGGAAAAAUUCACAUCGAAGAACAUGACGCUUGCCGGUAAGCUGGCGUCUUUGGAGGACUUUUCUAUGCAGAGAGAGAAGCUUAUGGCUGAACACAGGUCGUUGGAACAGCAGCUUCAAAAUCAAAAAGAGGAGCAUCAAGCACAAAUCUAUAAUCUGGAGAAAAAAGCUAUACUGGACAAUGACAGGCUAAAGAAAGAAAUGCUGCAACAUGUUGCUGCUGUAGCAGCUGAGUUCCGGCGGUUGUCAGACCAAAAGAUGCCCGAGACGACAAUGAGGGCCAUGCAAGAGAACCUCUCUGUGACGGCACAACUCCAGCUGCUUUCAAAUAAGACCCAGGAGCUGCUGAAGGAGAAUGAUGCUCUACGAGCAAGAGAAAGGCAACUCAAAAUUGAGAAUGCCGUUACAGAACCGCUGCUGCAUGAAAUAACCAAGAAGAAUGUUGCUAAUCAAAAGGUGGUCCAUCAGUUGACAGAAAAGUGCAAGGAAAUGCAGUCUGAAGUUGAAAAAUGUGCCAAACUUAAACUGGAGCACCAAGAGCUGAUGGACAGUCAUUCUGCAAUAUCUACAGAGCUUGAUGCUCUCAGAAAGAAACAUGCAACACUUAUAGAAGAGCUGAACCAAACAAAAGCUGAAGCCAAGACACACAGGAGAGAGUUUGAAGAGGAAAGGACGCUGAGAGGACAGAUUAAUACAGUUCUUGAAGAAGCAGCUAUAGCGCUAAAAGAGGCCUUAACAGAGGUCCCUAAAGAGCAAGACUCUGAACUGAAGGUUAUUGUAAGACGAAAUCAGAUGAUGCAAAAGCUGCUGGCUGUGCUGGACAGUGCUGCAGCUUUAGGAAAAGGCCCUGUUCUUACUGAAUUGGCUUGCAGAAGUGAUCUUAAAAAAGUCUGUGAAAUGAAAAGCUCCAGACCAAGUGAACUCCAACAGAAAUCUAAUCUUUCUCACUUCGAAACUGGAGACCUGGGUUUGGUCCCUCGCAAAACACACACCACAUCAUCAAAGAUGAGAAAUCUCUCUAGGAGUGCUUAUGCCUCUCCACAUAAUAAGAAGUUAUCAAGUGAAAAAUGACUGACUUUCUCAUAGUCAUACCUCAUCACAAGCUUUGUGGGGGAUUUUUUAUUUAUUUUUUAAAUAAUACCAAAUUUAAUUGUUGUUUUCAUGUCUUGUCAUUAGGUAACAGUGUUGUAUUAUAAGGAUAGAUAAGUGAACUGCUGGCUGAAAUAGCAAUAAAGUGUCUUUUGUAAAAGGAAAAAGUCUGGUUUAUCAAGUGUUGUUUUAAUAAUUAAUAAUAAUAAUAUUAUUAAAUCAAAUGCUGAAGGAGAAAAUUAUACUUUAAUCACUAUAUAAUGAAAAAUCGCAUUGGAAAAAGGAUUUUUAAAGAUUAGUAUUGCCCCCUGCUGGCGAUGUCGUAAAUACACCAUCUGGAACUAUAGUAUCUUUCUCCAUUGACAACUUUUCAAAAACACUUUUGGGGGUUCUGCGCCAGUCAAGCAUGUUCUUUUGAGAUGAAUGAUAGCUUAUGCUGAUGAAUAUCUUUCUCUGGGUAUUGUAGGCAUUGUGUGUGUCCCUGUGGUUGGGUCAGUAAUGGCCCUACAGUCACAUAUCCGAAAUGAAAAUGUUUACACAGACGAGACUCAUUGAGAUUUUAGACUUUAUCAAGGGUUAGUUGAAAUUAUGACAAAAUAUUAGGGAAUGUGUUUCUGUUGACUUCUCAGAAAUACUAAUGUUGAGUAAGUUUAACAGAGAUAGAACUGUAAAACAUCAAUAUCUGAUGAUUAUUUAGUUAUUCAUUCUGUGGUUAACAUCAGGCCUACUUACCUUUACCAAUACAGUCAUUUCACAAAGCGUAUUUUGAUUUGUUCCCCUAUCUGUUUCGAACAAAUUCCGUUCAGUUUGACCUAUUGAGGCUGUAGUGCUGUUUGU
This is a messenger RNA of Pimephales promelas (fathead minnow), 2521 nucleotides long. It is a transcript of the gene cfap157, whose product is annotated as cilia and flagella associated protein 157. Gene Ontology annotation, molecular function: microtubule binding. Lineage: Eukaryota; Metazoa; Chordata; Actinopteri; Cypriniformes; Leuciscidae. The record is from RefSeq and is a predicted model, not a curated record. Gene Ontology annotation, cellular component: ciliary basal body; cilium. Gene Ontology annotation, biological process: sperm axoneme assembly.